UUCCCCCGCCGACCCCGCGCCUGGUGCAGGGGGAUUGGGGUUUUCUGUGUGCCUGGCUGGCCUCAGGCGUCUGGGCGCCGCCUUGUGCUGCCAUAGGACCACCGGGAGCGGCAAGGAGCCCGCAGAGCACGCGGGGCCCUCUGCCGGAAGCGCCCUUCGGCGCCAUUGGCCGGGCCCCUUGAAGGCGCUCUAGCCCGUCGCUUCCUCCUUUCUCUCUGCUCCCGGCGCUCGGCGGUGCCUGGCGGACGCGCCGCCGCGGUCCGCCCCGGCAGGGAGCGCCCUGCGCCGCGCCCGCGCGGCGGCGGCGACGCUCUGGGCGGCAGCGGCAGCGGCGAGGCCGGCAGCAUGUCGGCGUCGGAGGAGUACUCGUCGGGGGAGGACGAGGACUACGUGCCCUCGGGUGCAGAGUACAGCGAGGACGAGGCGAGCGAGCUGGUGGCGGAGGAGGAGGCGGCGGCGGCGGCAGGGAGCCCGCGGGCGGCCCGCGGCAGGAGGAGCCCCCGCCGCGCCACCGGCAGGAAGAGGAAGAAAGGCGGUCUCUUGCUAGAGCCAGGUGAAAAAGAGGAAGAAAAGGCUCAGCAAAACGACAAGGAAGAGGAGGAAGUGGACAACUUAAAGCAGGCCGAAAGAGACAGAGAAGAAGAAGAAAAAAAGAAAGAGGAUGCUCUUUGGGCCAGUUUCCUUAGUGAUGUGGGACAGAAACCUAAAGUGUUGACUGCCACACAAGUGACACAAACUAGCAAGGCUGAAGAAAAGAGUGUGAACAAGCUUCAGGAGAAAUCAAAAGAGUCUGAGAAGCCAAAAGAUGCAGGAAAACUGACAAUCACCAAAGUGUUUGAUUUUGCGGGUGAAGAAGUCAGAGUGACUAAGGAAGUGGAUGCAACCUCAAAAGAAGCUAAAUCUUUUCUGAAGCAGCAAGAGAAAAUGCAGUCAGGAACUCCAGCUUCCCUCCCGACAGUCUCUGGGGUGAAGAGGCCAAGUGGUAUGAGCAGCCUUCUUGGAAAGAUUACCUCCAAAAAGCAGAAGAUGAGCACGCUGGAGAAAUCCAAACUGGACUGGGAGAACUUCAAGGAGGAGGAGGGCAUUGGGGAGGAGCUGGCAAUCCAUAACCGAGGGAAAGACGGGUACAUCGAGAGGAAAGCGUUCCUGGAGCGGGUGGAUCACAGGCAGUUUGAGAUCGAACGCGACAUCAGGCUGAGCAGGAUGAAGCCCUGAGGUGCCGGCGGUGGCCGCGGGGGACCCUGCUCGCUUCUGUGCCGGAGCAGCGGCUGGGGGCCGCCGGCCGACCGCCAGGCACAGAAACCGUUCUCUACCCAAGACUCAGCCCGUUUGUCUUAACGGGUUUUUCCUUUUGCUGUACUAGUUUGGGGAGGGUAUUUGUCGGUGGGCAGGGGGCACUCUGAGGGUUAAACUGCCCAGUGGAUGACAGAGGCGACUGGCCUGAUCCUGGCAGGCAGCUCUCCAAGCGCCAGGCCCCGAGGAGAGACCGCGACGCUGACCCUUUGCCAGCUCCCCGCGCUUCUGGCAGCGGGGGGAGCCGGGGGGGCCGGGAGCUGGCACGGCGCUGGGGCCGGGGCUGGCGCGGAGGGCCGCGGCUGGGCGCUCUCUCUGGGGGGCACUGGUGCCCGAGCGCCUGCAGAGCCGGGAAAGCCGGUGGCUGCUCAGCUCGCGCAUUUGCUUGCGAGAGAGCUGCUUGGAGCCGCCACGGGAAGGUUUCAUGGCUGCCAGGCGUGCGCGAGGCCUGGCCAGAGCCCUUCUCGCCCCUCUCCAGCGCAGGCAGCCCGCAGCCUUCCCUGCCCCUCUGUGCCUGCUCUUGCCCAGACAAAGCCGGACUGUCUGUACGUGUUUACGGGGUCUGAGGAUACUGGGGGGGGUUUUAAGCAAGCCGACAAAGAAAUCCUUCCUUGUUCGCUCUGCCCAGGAGACGGAGCAGCUGCAGCGGCUGGGGCGGGCCAGGAUCCGAGCGUGCACGUGAAUAAAGCGUUCCAUCUCGAGA
Messenger RNA from Dromaius novaehollandiae (emu), 1996 nucleotides. RefSeq names its product craniofacial development protein 1 (gene CFDP1). The record is from RefSeq and is a predicted model, not a curated record. Gene Ontology annotation, cellular component: Swr1 complex. The coding region runs from base 346 to 1215 and encodes 289 amino acids. The transcript has 7 exons. NCBI's taxonomy places the organism in Eukaryota, Metazoa, Chordata, Aves, Casuariiformes, Dromaiidae.